Messenger RNA from Petromyzon marinus (sea lamprey), 3315 nucleotides. The record is from RefSeq and is a predicted model, not a curated record. NCBI's taxonomy places the organism in Eukaryota, Metazoa, Chordata, Hyperoartia, Petromyzontiformes, Petromyzontidae.
AGCUUCAUCAUCAUUUAUCGUUAUCAUCAGCAGCAGCAGCUCCACCAUCAUCUCAUCCAGCGCGCGCGCUCCGCAUUCGUGACGUCACAUGCCAGGCAGCACGUCGCUGAUGCUGCUGCUACAGCUGUUGUGUACCUAACACAGCAUAGCCAUCCAGCGUCGCUGAUGCUGCUGCUACAGAUGUUGUGUACCUAACACAGCAUAGCCACCCAGCGUCGCUGAUGCUGCUGCUACAGCUGCUGCUACAGCUACUGUGUACCUAACACAGCAUAGCCACCCAGCGUCGCUGAUGCUGCUGCUACAGCUGCUGCUACAGCUGAUGUGAUCCUAACACAGCAUAGCCACCCGGCGUCGCUGAUGCUGCUGCUACAGCUGCUGCCACAGCAGAUGCGACUACAGCUGCUGUAGCUCAUACUUGCUAUUGACGCCGGUGUUAUUUCCAGUGAUGUAGCUGCCGAUUUUCGCUGACGGAGCCGCUAUUGCGACUGCCGCUGUAAGCCGCUGCUGUUGCUGAUACAAUAGCUGCUGCUGCUGCUGCUGCCAUAGGCCAUGCUUCUGCUGUUGCAGCUGUAGGCUGUUGCAAUGGAGACAGCCGUGCAGUCUGCCUUGGACUUUUGCUACCACGGUGCUAGUGAUGGUGAUGAUGGUGGUGAUGGUGAUGAUGGUGGUGAUGGGGCUAUCAUACGUCAGCGCCUGCCCCUCCGACAUCACCGGCAGGAUGAGGUGGGCACGAGGUCAAAUCUCCUGGGGCACGAGGACGCGGAGUGCGACGGCUCCUUCCGGCGAUUCUCGCAAGGGGUGCGGACCCUGGAGCACGCCGCUUGGGAGAGCGAAGGUCGACCACUGGAGCCCCAGUUCAUGGACCCGGUAAUCCAACUCGUCCCGUGCCCCCAGCAGAGUGGAGAGACGGAGGAGAGACGCCCAUCUUCAGACGCGUCCUUGCCCAGAUCUCCUCCUCCUCCUCCGUCUCGCGAGCUCGCCGAGCACGACGGCGGCCCGGCCACCUUCUACGACUCGUCAUCAUCACCCCAGCACCACCACGGCCACCACGGCCACCUCCACCACCACCUCCACCACCUCCACCACCACCUCCACCACCACCACCACCACCCCCACCACCGUCAGCACCAGCACCUGCUGGACAGCUCCGCUCUGACCCUUAACCAAGAGGCCCCCAAUAUCCGACACGUCGUCGACACGGACGACGACGACGACGAGGAGGAGGAUGACGUUGAUGACGAUGUUGAUGAUGGCGUGGAGGAGGAUGCGGAUGUGGCUGUGGGGGCGGGGGUGCUCGCGGUGGGAGGGCUGCGGGGCCCGGGGCCCGGGGCGAGGGGUCCCGGCUCGGACAGCACGUCGGGCAUCGGCAGUGAGGAUCGUGAAAGCAGCUGCAGCAGUCCUAGGGGGUGCUGGAAGGGGGCCGCUGCAGCGGUGUGCGUGGGCGAGGAGCUGUUCGAGGCCUACGGGGACGACGCGAGUCUGGGGCCGCCGGGAGGAGGCGCCCUGCGCAGUGAGCCCCGUAGCGGGGAGCACACCUCCUCCCUGCCGGCCAGCCCCGUGACGUCGCCGCGACGUUGGCUGAGCCUGUUCCCCCACGCUGCGGGGCUGGCCGUCUACUGCAGCCGCUGCAGCAGGAGCCGUGACACGCUGCACCAGCUGGAGGCACGCUUGCACCACCUGCAACAGGCCAGCCCCAGCAAACGUGUCUCCAGCAGUACUGCAGUGGCGCGACAGCUGCUGAGCUGUAGCGUGGUGAGCAGUACCUCGGACAGCACCGAGGACCUCUACCUGGCAGACCCCAUCGACUUACCUGAGAUCGGAUUCGGAGAGAAGGUGAGCUUGCUGGAGAAGAAGGUGCUUGUGCUGGAGCUGGAGACGGUGGCUCACGGUGACCAGCAGACGCGGCUCAAGCAGCACAACCUGCAGCUGGUGCACAGGGUGCAUGCGUUGGAGGAGGCGGUGCGCGAAGGCGAGGAACGUUCGGAGGAGCGGCUGGAGCAGGAGGAGAGGCGCUGCCGCGAGCGGACGGUGCGGGCACACAGAGAGGCGGAGGUGGAGAUGGAUAGCGUGGCCAGCAGGCUGCUGGAGGCGGAGGAAGAGAACGAGGAGCUGAAGAUGAGUAUCCCUCGUCUCAGGUCGCAGAUCGAGAAGCUGGAGGAGGAGAAGACGCGGCUCCAGGAGAAGCUGCGCGAGCUGCUGACGAGGCUCCAGGAGGAGGGCCGCCUCAGCCAGCAGCUCGCGGCGCGCGUGAGGCGCGACCGGCGCGAGUUCCAGCGCGAGACGGAGGAGACGCAAGCGCUGGUGGAGGACCUGCGCCGCGAGCUGCUACACCAGCAGCAGCUGCGCCGCUCGGAGCGCGGGGGGCCCGGGGGCUGGGGGGCCGGCGGGGGGAGCGGGGGGGCGGGGCGCACGCCGCGUGAGGGCGAGCUGGAGGGGGAGGUGCGGAGGCUGAGACAGGAGAACGGCAAGCUGAAGGAGUCGAACGAGGAGCUGAACGGGCAGCUCGUGGGGCUGGGCCUGCAUGAGGCCAAGGGCCUCCUGUCGGCCGCCGCCAAGUCUCAGUCCCUGGCCGCCGAGAUCGACUCAGCCUCACGGGGCCAGCUGAUGGACGCUCUGAAGGAGCUGGAAGGGAUCAACUUCCACCUUCGUCAGUACAUGGACAAGAUCAUCCUCGCCAUCAUCGAUCACAGCCCGUCCAUCCUGGAGAUCCGGCGAUGAGCUCACCGCUCAGCGCUCACCACUCACCGCUCACCACUCACCACUCACCGCUCACCACUCACUCACAACCCGUUCGUCAUGGAGAUCCGGCGAUCAGCUCACCGCUCACCACUCACCGCUCUCCGCUCACCACUCACUCAGAGCCCGUUCGUCAUGGAGAUCUGGCGAUGAGCUCACCGCUCCUCAUCACUCACUACUAUCCACUUACUGUUCACGACUCACCACUCAAAUCGCUCACCACUGAAACUCACUCAAAGCCCGUUCAUUAUGGAGAUCCGGCGAUUAAACUCCCCACUCACUCACUACUCACCACACACUCACCACUCACCACACACUCACCACUCACUCACCACUCACCACACACCACACACUCACCACUCACCACACACUCACCACUCACCACACACUCACCACACACUCACCACACACACAUACACAGCCAGCCCAUCCAUCAUGAAGAUCCGGCGACGAGCUCACCGCUCACUACUCACCGCUCACUACUCACCGCUCACUACUCACCGCUCACUACUCACCAAUCACUACUCACCAAUCACACUCACCACUCACUACUCACCAAUCACACUCACCACUCACUAC